CUGGGAGUGGCGGUUGUUUCAAGAUGGCGGAUGUAGCCGAGGGGCUGAAGCCGGAAGGAGCCGCUUACUGGAGCCGGGACCUUUCAGAUGAAGACCGACAACCUGUGUAUGUCCCAGGGGUUUCUGAUGGGAGGCCUUUGAGACCCAGGCCACUGCGGAAAGGGCAGAAGACGGAAGCGAAGGCCAAAGGAGCUGCGGCUUCGACUCCCGCCCCCAUGGAGGUCCUGGAGAGGAUUGGAGAAGAAGCUGGGCAGCAGGGGCCUGACAAAGGAGAAACAAAAAGUGCUUCUUUGAAGGAUUUAUGCCCCGAAGACAAGAGGCGCAUCGCGAACUUAAUUAAGGAGCUUGCAAGAGUGAGCGAGGAAAAAGAGGUGACGGAGGAGCGCCUGAAAGCCGAGCAGGAGGCCUUUGAGAGGAAGAUCCGGCAACUGGAGGACCAGAACGUCCUCAUCAUCAAAGAGAGGGAAGAUAUCCUUUAUUUUUUUUUAAAAAAAAUCGGCUUAAAAUGGGGAGUGGGUGGGAGCGAGGAGUUGACUGCACGCCAACCGGGGGAGAAAUAA
This is a messenger RNA of Notechis scutatus (mainland tiger snake), 560 nucleotides long. The record is from RefSeq and is a predicted model, not a curated record. NCBI's taxonomy places the organism in Eukaryota, Metazoa, Chordata, Lepidosauria, Squamata, Elapidae.